Molecule: messenger RNA, 1882 nt
Organism: Neomonachus schauinslandi (Hawaiian monk seal)
Lineage: Eukaryota; Metazoa; Chordata; Mammalia; Carnivora; Phocidae
Gene: ETNPPL
Product: ethanolamine-phosphate phospho-lyase
Exons: 13
Coding region: 211-1710 (499 amino acids)
Cellular component (GO): mitochondrion
Molecular function (GO): transaminase activity; pyridoxal phosphate binding; ethanolamine-phosphate phospho-lyase activity
Source: RefSeq, a predicted model, not a curated record
CCGGCGGAGGAGGGGAACGGGAGGGUGGGGCUUGGCGAAGGGCAAUGGCAGGGCAAGACUUAAAAGGGGAUGACCCCAGCUAGUUGAUGCCACCGGUGACUUCCAACGCCCAGGGCAAGGGGACCCCACGAGGGAUCACGGCGGAGGCAGCCCGCGGGCUCGCGAGGGAGGCGCGCACACGCGAAAGGGAGCCCCGGCAGCCGCGCCACCAUGUGCGAGCUGUACAGCAAGCAGGACACCCUGGCGCUGAGGAGGAAGCACAUCGGACCCUCAUGCAAAGUUUUCUUUGCUGCGGAUCCCAUCAAAAUAGUGCGAGCCCAGCGGCAGUACAUGUUUGACGAGACAGGUGAACAGUACCUCGACUGCAUCAACAACGUUGCCCACGUGGGACACUGCCACCCAGAAGUGGUCAAGGCUGCCCUGAAACAGAUGGAACUGCUAAACACAAAUUCUCGAUUCCUCCACGACAAUAUUGUGGAGUACGCCAGGCGCCUUGCAGCAACCCUGCCGGAGAAACUCUCUGUUUGCUAUUUUACAAAUUCAGGAUCUGAAGCCAAUGACUUAGCCUUACGUUUGGCUCGGCAAUUCAGAGGCCACCAAGAUGUGAUUACCCUUGACCAUGCUUAUCAUGGUCACCUAUCAUCUUUAAUUGAGAUCAGUCCAUAUAAAUUCCGAAAGGGCAAAGAUGUCAAGAAAGCAUUUGUGCAUGUGGCACCAACUCCAGAUACUUACAGAGGCAAAUACAGAGAAGAUCAUGCAGACCCAGCCAGCGCUUAUGCAGAGGAAGUAAAGGAAAUUAUUGAAGAAGCUCAUAACAGUGGAAGGAAGAUUGCUGCCUUUAUUGCUGAAUCCAUGCAGAGUUGUGGCGGACAAAUAAUUCCUCCAGCAGGCUACUUCCAGAAAGUGGCAGAAUACGUACACAGAGCAGGAGGUGUGUUUAUAGCUGAUGAAGUUCAGGUGGGCUUUGGCCGAGUUGGGAAACAUUUCUGGAGCUUCCAAAUGCAUGGUGAAGACUUUGUUCCAGACAUCGUCACAAUGGGAAAACCAAUGGGCAAUGGCCACCCAAUGGCAUGCGUGGUAACAACCAAAGAAAUCGCAGAAGCCUUCAGCAGUUCUGGGAUGGAAUAUUUCAAUACGUAUGGAGGAAAUCCAGUAUCUUCUGCUGUUGGUUUGGCUGUCCUGAAUAUAAUCGAAAAUGAAGACCUUCAAGGAAAUGCCACUAGAGUAGGGGAUUAUCUUACUGAGUUACUCAAUAAACAGAAGGCUAAACAUACUUUGAUAGGAGACAUCAGAGGCAUUGGCCUGUUUAUUGGAAUUGACUUGGUGAAGGACCGUCAGAAGAGGACCCCCGCCACAGAUGAAGCUCAACAUGUCAUCUACGAGAUGAAAGAAAAGCGAGUCCUUCUCAGUGCCGACGGACCUCAUCGAAAUGUGCUUAAAAUAAAACCACCUAUGUGCUUCACGGAAGAAGAUGCGAAGUUUAUGGUGGACAAACUCGAUGAGAUUCUAACAGUUUUAGAAGAAGCCAUCGGAGUCCAAAGUGAGAGUAUGAUCUCUGAGAAUGCUCCAUGCAGAGCAAAGUUGCCGAAUGAAGCACACUCAGAACUGCUCAGUGACGGCACCUCGGACCCCAGGGAAAAUCCCAGCCCAAAGAGGAACGGACUGUGCACAGAUAAACAUUCCCUGCUCAGUAAGAGGCUCAAGACAUGAGAGAUCAACACUGUAAAGCAGGACAAAUGUCCAGGGGUAUAGAGAAUCAUUGGAAGUGUUUCUUCUCUUAGCAGCUCUAUCGUACCUACUCUAACGGUAGAAUUUGCGUUCCGUUUCGGUGUGUUGAUAAAAAGGUAACGGAGUGAAAAGAAUAAGCCAAGUGAUAAUCAAA